ACUUCGUGUAGCGUUGACAAGCUUGUGUUUAAAGACCUCCUACGCCCGUGCCUCUUUUUUAUCACCAAAUAUCCAGUAACUUUUAUCUCUCCGUAAUUCUCAGAAGACAAAAAUCUCCAUCACAAACUGCAAAAUUACCGAAGUUUAAAUUGUCAAACAAGAAAAAUACUAAAUUAUCAAAAUUUAAACUAAAAAUAGAAAAACUCAGAUAAUCUCGAAAACCACAACAUUGGUCAUGCUGUGUUUACAACUCUCAAUUGACUAAGACACCGAGAACAAAUUCGAUUUUUUUCCCACUUUGGAUCAGAUCGAGGGAAAUAUCACGCCGUACUAGUAGGAAAAAAUGACUUCUUGACCCCGAGUUAUAGCCAGUGUGAAGAAGGACUCACGAGUGUACAGAAACAACUACAACAAAGACAAACUAAAUAUCUUGGAACGAAUAAACAGCCUCUAGGUUCUGCUGUGGAGUGCUUGCAGGCUGUGUUCUUCAUCUGCUUUAAAACUAAAACCAAGCAGAAAUCUUCCCUCAUUCUGCUGUGACAAAAAAAAGCAGACACACACCUCCUAGCUCUGACAAUCAAACAAACAUAAUGAUUUCUUAAAGACUCGUGCUUGGGAUAAAGUGACUUGAACACAUUACAGAGGCAAAGAUUCAAAGUUUCUUAGUGAAGUCCCUUUUAACUUGACGAGAAAAUACACUUACUAUCAGUUUGUUUUGGGAGGAACGUUUCAGCAAUCUCCUCCCUCCCCAACCACCAAGCCCAGAGUGAUGGAGGAGCGAGGGAGAAGUUCAGCGGGAAGGAGGGAGUCAGCGUCCUCAGCGUGGGUGAUGGUGGUGGUAAUGAUUUCGAGUGCGUUGUGCAUGAGCGUCUCUCUAGCGGCCGCCACGCAACCCAAUGGCCACCACACACUCUUCGUCACCCUCCCGACCCCUGUGGAGGCGGUGCCCACCUUCCACACUGUCUACGACCUGCAGGAGGACCAGGAGAUGACUACAGACAACCCUAUCACCUCUCCUGUGUCUCGGGAAGGUCACGGCGCAGCCAGAUCUGCCCUCCUCCGCCUCCCACCUAAGGAAACCAAGAUGGUGUUCUUAGCGGACGACUUCGAAGCUGCUUCACUCAUCCCAGAUCUGAUGACGAGUGUUUCGGAACGUUCUGGCGGAUUAGAUGAUCAAGCUCUCUUCCCCAACACCCGCUCACGACCCAAGAAUACUGCCGCCACCACCACUACUGCCACCGAUCACGACCUCCGCGGCCCUCUCGACACCACAGGCAGAAGCGGAGGUGUCUUGGAGGAGUACCUUGACCGUUCUCGUGGUUCAGAAAGUCGAAACGAUAUACAGACGGAUUUAGAGGUUGGGUCACGUCACAACCCUGGACUCUAUCGACCAAGUCCCUAUGGACUCCUGCCGCCCCGUCAACCGCCCCGGCCCCGCCCCGCUCACUUCUUGCCCCCCGGAGCUUCCAUCAUCGACAAGGAGGACCCCUUCUUCAGCUUGUACUCAACACGUCCUGGUGUACUCAAGCGACCUCAUCACAACAUGACCAGAGUUCUUAAUAUCGAGGCUGAAUGUCAAGAUGACUUCAUGAGAAUACACGUCCAGUUUAAUGGCUCCUUCAGCGGCCUCAUCUACUCCUCAGGCUACGCGUACGACGGGGAUUGUAUCUAUGUGAAUGGGUCGGGACGCCAUUCCUACGACUUCUUUAUCCAGUUGAAUCGAUGUGGUACUCUAAGUGGCAACGAGAAGGGCAGAGAGGACAUCAGAGGACGUACCCCUUCCAAGAACAUGAUGUGGAAUACCCUGACGGUGCAGUAUAACCCGCUCAUCGAGGAGGUGUGGGACGAGCACUUUAAGGUCACCUGUGAAUAUGGCUACGACUUCUGGAAGACUGUGACCUUUCCUUUCCUGGAUGUGGAGGUACAGACGGGGAAUCCUGUCGUCUUCACCCUGACCCCACCCGAGUGCCACAUGGAGAUCCGCUACGGCAUUGGCACCACAGGCAGCAGAGUGACGGGUCCAGUACGUGUUGGCGACCCCCUCACACUCGUUAUCUACAUGCGCUCUGAGUUUGAGGGCUUUGAUAUCGUGGUGAGUGACUGCUACGCUCAUAACGGAGGCAACAAACGGAUCGCUCUUAUUGACCACUACGGGUGCCCUCUGGAUGAGUCCUUGAUCAGCCACUUCGAGGGAGCGCGUACAGCCGAGGGGGUGUAUGAGACUCAGGUGUACGCGUUCAUGAAGACAUUCCGGUUCACUGGCUCCCCGGCGCUGUAUAUUGAGUGUGAUGUGAGGAUGUGUCAUGGUGACUGUCCGACUCAGCCUUGCCACUGGAGGAGCACCAAGAAACAGCGUCGGUCGGUGGAGAAGGAGGACCUCGGGGGUGCACAUACCAACGUGUCUGAGAGUCUAAGCCUCUUCCAGUCGAUACAGGUAGUGCGUGAUGACCAGCUCCUGCGACCAGCCCUUAGAGACACUGAUAAUGAGAACGUUUGCCUCAAGAAUGGAACGUUUUCAGCACUGGCAGGUAUGGUGGCUGUGGUGGUGGGCAUCUUAACAGCAGCAUGCGGCGUCCUGUGUAUCAGACUCCGCAGGGCACAGAAACAGGAGGAGGCCCCAGCAGCACCCACAACGCCCUUCGUCAGCGCACACUACAGAUCUGACUUCGUCCCGCCCACCAAGAGGAGACUGGAAUGAAGAAACUUCCCUAAUAGUCGUCAGUGUAGAACAACCACCACCCCAGAUCUCACCCCCCCCCCUCAGUGACACCAUUCUGGAACAUAAAUUAUUCGUCUUAGAUUUACUCCUACACGAAGCUUCCAGGUAUAAGGAUGAGAGAGGAAGGUCCUUCUUCAAGUCAGGUGGUGAAAAUUUCAGCUAUUAUCCACAACAGGGAGGCCAAGGUGUAAUCGUCAUUGUGGCAAGAUUUCUCUCCCCGCUCCUGAGAGAAUCAACAAAUUCUAUCAUAAUAUAACUUAAACGCUCACGGGGGCAAACAAUGAAGGUGGGAGCUGGAAGUUAACAACCAUAGCUGAUUUUGUACUACUUUACCCUAAUACAAAGAUAAACUUAAUGAUAAGCAGCAUUACUAGACAUAAUUUAUAUCACUAUGGUAGACAAUAUCCAGCUCAUGUUAUCAAAGACAUUGGUUAGGUUACAAAAGACAACAAUUAUUGCACAGAAUGUUUGUAUAGAGCCAAUUUCCCCCCUUUUAGAAACACUGAUUAAUAAAUUAUUGAAUGAAGAAGUUUUUAAUACAUUGGUUUGUUUAUGUUAGACGCCCGGGACCAAAUGAUUCUAAGUGUUUUAUAAAGUAUUUACUAUUUUCGUUGUUCAUUGGUAAAAUAAGACUCCUAAUAAUACUCUCAUGGUAACAACAGUUAUUUAACAUACAACUUCACAUGGUUCUGCGGUUCAUCCCUACAAAAAUUUACGUAACAUUAAGUUGAAUAAUACAAACCGUCUUGCCUCAGAAAUAAUGAACGCAUAAAAAAAAUGAAAACUAAAAUACCAAACAGUACAAAAUCUCACGUUUCUGAAUGACAAUCCGGAAAAUAGGGAGUAAAAUUUCUGUUGGUCAGGAGCAGCCCAGGAUAGCGGAGUGGUGACCAAUAGAAUACCGAUUUAAACUCGAAAUUAGACAAUCUUUAGUAUUAAUUGGACGAUAGAUGCGUCAUGGAUACAGUCUCUCCAGCGUCCCUGUUGUUGGGUUAUGUGCACUAGGGUUGUGUUAGGGCAUUCUACAAGGGAUUCCACUUCUAGUUAUAAAAAUACUGACAUGUAUAGGAAGGAACGUGUACAAAUUUAUUUAUUGUUUCUACGGUAUUAGUUCGUAUAGCCUAGUGUUGAGGUGGCAUUCUUAGAUUCACACACACACACACACACACCCAACACACACACACACACCCAACACACACACACCCACCCAACACACAACACACACACACACCCAACACACACACACACACAUUAAUGUUUGUCGAUUUGUUUUAUGGGACAAACUUUCGUUACUUUCCCAGAAGAUUUGAUUUUAUAACUGUGGGUUGAAAGUUGUCUUGUACUGUAUAUGUAAAGCUGUCUUGUCCUCACCACCUCGCCUCCUGCAGUUGGGCAUUUAUCAAUAAAUUUUAGAUCAUGAA
This is a messenger RNA of Homarus americanus (American lobster), 4140 nucleotides long. RefSeq lists its product as uncharacterized. Lineage: Eukaryota; Metazoa; Arthropoda; Malacostraca; Decapoda; Nephropidae. The transcript has 14 exons. Bases 770 to 2698 code for a protein of 642 amino acids. The record is from RefSeq and is a predicted model, not a curated record.